Sclerotinia sclerotiorum 1980 UF-70 is the source of this 729-nucleotide messenger RNA. RefSeq lists its product as hypothetical. The coding region runs from base 1 to 729 and encodes 242 amino acids. The record is from RefSeq and is a predicted model, not a curated record. NCBI's taxonomy places the organism in Eukaryota, Fungi, Ascomycota, Leotiomycetes, Helotiales, Sclerotiniaceae. The transcript is spliced from 5 exons.
AUGUCUUCCACCGCCAAAACUGCAAUCGUUUUAGUAGAUCCAUACAACGACUUCUUACACCCCGAAGGCAAAGCCAACCAUAUCCUUGCCGAAUCGAUGGCCGAUACAAACACCCUCUUUCACCUGAAAAAUCUUGUGACUGCCGCUCGUGCACACAAGAUCCCCAUUUAUUAUGGUUUGCAUCAGCAAGUGAAGGCUGGAUUUUUAGCUGGUUGGAAUCAUCCAACCUCGACCCAGGAAGCUCAGAAAGAGAAUCACGUAUUUGAGGCGGGGACGUGGGGGGUCGAGAUUUUUGAGGGGUUGGAACCGGAUGUCGAAGGGAAUGGUGACGUAGUCGUUAGUAAACAUUGGUGUAGCAGCUCAUUUCAAAACACUGAUUUGGAGUAUCAGUUGAGACAAAGAGAUAUCACGCAUUUGGUCUUUGCUGGGUUGACUGCAAAUACGUGUCUGGAAUCCACGGCUAGAUAUGCUUUUGAAUUGGGAUAUCGUGUGACUAUGCUUAAGGAUGCAACGGCUGGCUUUUCUACCGUGUUGAAGGAUGCUGCUACUGAUCUUAUUUGGCCAUUGUUUGCGAAUGAGCAAGAUCAAGACCACAAUGAGCAUUUGAUCCGUGGCACCUUCGUUCGAGCUGAUUUGGGAAGCGGGUCCCCGGUGGUAUCUGGCAAGACAGAGAAUGCAUCAAAUCCACCCAUUAAAUCGCUCCUUAAUCUAGGCUCAAAGGAAGCCUGA